Diplodia corticola is the source of this 3483-nucleotide messenger RNA. Its product is annotated as beta-tubulin cofactor d. The transcript is spliced from 5 exons. Lineage: Eukaryota; Fungi; Ascomycota; Dothideomycetes; Botryosphaeriales; Botryosphaeriaceae. Gene Ontology annotation, biological process: microtubule cytoskeleton organization; tubulin complex assembly; post-chaperonin tubulin folding pathway. The record is from RefSeq and is a predicted model, not a curated record. Gene Ontology annotation, molecular function: GTPase activator activity; beta-tubulin binding. The coding region runs from base 1 to 3483 and encodes 1160 amino acids.
AUGGAUGCCAUCGAUGACGAGGACAUCAGGCUUCAGCGAGCCUCUGCUGGCCUGUUAUCCGACCUACGCUCGUCCUUGGGAAAAAUCCUAUGGAAAUCGACCCCUGCAUCCGCCGGGCACCGCCGUAUCCACCGUUUAGUGCGACAGCGAGACCUGGAUCGCCUUUUGUCCUUUGUCGAGCCAUUCCAAGAGGAGCCGCAGCUUCUCGACACGCACUUGAGAGAUGUCGUGCCACAGCUGGUUGAUGCUUACUUGGAGUAUCUGCCCCAUUCUACGGGCACGCCUGUCAAGCCCAAAGCUGUCCCUCUUCCGCUAGCCGUUUCUCGGAUCUUGUACACGCUCUGCAAGGUUCGUGGCCAGAAGGUCAUUGUAGGCUUCUUCAACAAUGAGCCCCGCUACUUGGAGCCCAUCCUUGACCACUUCGAGAAAGGACUUGGCGACGAGUCCUUCGUUUGGGAAGAGAAAUUUGUAGCCUUGCUUUGGCUCUCACAUCUCAUGCUUGCUCCUUUCGACCUGGCCUCAAUAUCAUCAGGCCAACCUGCUGAAACCGCCCAGCAGCGCACUGGUAUUGUCCUGCCAGACAGUCUACCCGGCGUCGUCAACCGCAUCAUUCCGAUAUGCAUUGAUUAUCUCAAGUGCGCGACACGAGAGCGCGAUGCUGCUGCUAGUCUUCUCGUGCGGCUGUCUUUGCGGCCCGACAUGCGCAAAGUAGGCCUGCUGGAGUCUCUCGUCAAGUGGGCCUUGUCGUUCUUCAGCAGCACAACUGAGAGCGUGUCUGACAUCCACACCUGCUUAGGUGUCUUGGCUUUUCUUAGUGGUCUUGUUGCAUCCGCGAACAAGGACGAGCUAGGAGAGUUCCUCAUGGAUAUCUACAAGGCCUGUGAUUUCAUCGUCAAACAAGAAAAUCUUGAAUUUGUCAAAUCGUCCGCCGUUGCGAGAAAGCUUGUCAUCAAGACGUUCCGCCACAUUGUUGUUCACUACUUACAAUCCGAUUCUUCUGAGGACUCGUCUGCGGUGCUGGAGGACGUCAUAGAUUUCCUGCUGCAAACCGUCGGUGACGGAGAUUCUCCAGUAAGAUAUGCAGCAAGCAAGGCGCUCAGUAUCAUCACCAUGAAGCUCGAGCCCGAGAUGGGUGCUGAGGUAAUCGAGGCUAUCCUGGGCUGUCUCAACGAAGAUGUGCUGUGGGAUGGCUCCGCCAGAAAUCUAAGUGCCGUCAACCCUCUUCGCUGGCACGGCCUCACGCUUGCACUCUCUCAACUGCUCUACCGGAGAGCGCCAUCCACCGACCAACUUCCAGACAUCCUCAAUGCUUUGAUCCUCGCUCUCACCUUUGAACAGCGCUCUGCCACCGGAGGUUCUAUUGGCACGAAUGUCCGGGAUGCAGCUUGUUUCGGCAUUUGGGCCGUGUCCAGAAGAUACACCACGAAAGAACUACUCUUGGUGAGCACUACUUCCAUCCGUGCUGCAGGAGGACACGAUCAGGCGCUAGUUAUUCCCCAAAUUCUAGCCAUCGAACUCUUGGUCGCUGCAUGUUUGGAUCCCGCUGGAAAUAUCCGUCGGGGAUCUUCCGCCGCACUUCAGGAACUUAUCGGCAGACACCCCAACACGGUGCUUGAGGGAAUAUCUCUUGUUCAAAUCGUCGACUUCCACGCUGUCGGAUUGCGUGAUCGCGCCAUCAGCCAGGUUGGCUUCAAGGCUGCGCAAUUGGGCCAGAUAUACUGGGAUUCCUUGUUUGCCGAGUUGCUUAGAUGGCGAGGUGUCGGAUCGCUUGACCCACCCUCUCGGACUUCCACUGCAAAUGCUAUAGGUCGCUUAAGCACUAUCCAGCCGUUCAACACCGUCAAAGCCAUGGUUGAGCGUGUCAGCAAUCAACUUUGCAAGCUCCAUGUCCGAGACGUCGAGGAACGUCACGGCUUGAUUUUAUCUCUGGCAUCGCUGAUAACAGAAAGUAGUCGCCGGCAUUCUCCAGAGCCCUCUGCGCAGUCAGUCGAGCAUGCAACUCCUCUCCGGGGACAGGAGCUUGCGGAAAUUGCUGGAUUGUGGAGUCUCCUUGACGGGCAACUCGACCUUCCCGAACGGGCAUUUACAUCUCCAGCACUCCGACCAGACCUGACAGCUGCUGCUAUAUGCACUUUCAUUGCUGCUCUAGCUAGCCUUACCAAUAGCUUGGGCGAUGACAUCUCCUUCCUUCCAGUCCCUUUCACCAAGAUCCUUGCUAUGGCCCCCUUGCGGCUCUGUCUCGGUCGGACGGAGGACUCUGUCCUUCGCACAGUACCCUCGGCCAUCUCUACUGUCUCUCUACUUCUAAACGCUGACGAUCGGAGGGAGGAGGUGCAUUCAUGGCUGAACCAUCUCAAGUCGUCAAACGUCAGGACUGUUCUACGUGAUCCAGGUUACGCCAUUGCCAUUGGAGCAAUCUACAGCGCAGUCGCAGACGAUGCCGACCGCGUGCGAAUCAUCGAACUCUUGAGUUCUCGAUGCACAGAACGAGUGGGGAUUGAGGCGCGUGUGGUUGCACUCCAGAGCUUGCAACUGGUUUUCGAGGCUGUAGCAGUGACUACUCGCAGCUCACUGAACUCCAAGAUUGCAGAAGCUCUCAUAACAGCGCUGAAUGAUUACACUAUCAACGAACGUGGCGACGUUGGUUCGCUUGUUCGACUGGAGGCUCUUAAUGCCGUGGACAGCGCCUGGAAGUACGGUCUAAUUGCCGACCUUGAGCAAGAGCCACAGAUUCUCGCCGACGUGACAAGGCUGUCAUUGGAGAAGCUUGACAAGGUGAGAUUGAGGGCAGCUUUGUGUCUGCAACACAACGGGAAGGGGUACUUUGACACUGAAUCUCAGCUUACUGCUUCCGGGAUCUCAUCCCACGACUACUUCACACGCGCCAUCAAAUACUUCAAUUCGGACACAACUGCAACCACGGGCCUCGCUAUCGUGGAAGGGUACAUUAGCUCCGCAGGCAUGGGCUCUGAAUCCGUCGUCCAAGCCUCGAGGCUUGCACUUGUUGAGCACCUUCAGGCACUUCCCACCGAAAGCGAUGGGUUUUCUCUCUUCCACGUAGCGAACACAAUCCUGGAUGUCUGCAAGGCUCACCUUGCUAACGACCGGAUCAUUGUACCAAUGCUCGAGGUUUUAGCAUUCCUGCUUGACGCUCAGGUGUUUCAAAGGCUCGUUGGGAGUAGCUUCAAAUGGCGCAAUCUCCUGUCGCUUGUGCAGAAAGCCCACUUCAAGUCCAACAACAUGCAAAAGCUUUACCUCGCGCUUGACGUGUACAGAGGACUUUCGGAUGUUCAAGUCAUUCGUCAGGAGGUGCGGACGAAGUUGGCAAGCAUGUUGUUACAUCCAUUCCCCAAGGUCCGUGUCGCAGCUGCAGAGACGUUGUUUGUGGUCUCAGCGAACGAGGAGCUGAAGGGACAUGAUUGGUCGCAGCCGUCGAAGAAUCUAAAGGGCAUAGCAGAUGGAAUAAAGGCCCAGAUAGUUUAA